AUGCAUAAAAAUCCACGAAGAAGUCACAAAAGCCUGGACUGCAAAUGCGGAAGAUUACGCCAAAAAUCUCAAUUUUUGCAGAAAGAAGUUGUGAAAAAACUAACGGACGAUCUUCGAAACCGCGAACAAAUCAGUGUUUGGAAAGCGGAAAGAAAACGAGUCGAUACGAAUUCGAAUUCUUCCGAUGAACCACUUUGGAUAAAUUGGACAGAUCGAGAAAAACGAGAAUUGAAAUCGAAAGGAUCGGUUAGUGGAUAUUCGAUUGAUCUCAAAUCACAUUCUCCAUAUUUUUCAACAAUUCAUUCGUGGAAAUUUGUUAUUUUGUCCAAUUAG
This is a messenger RNA of Caenorhabditis angaria, 333 nucleotides long. Lineage: Eukaryota; Metazoa; Nematoda; Chromadorea; Rhabditida; Rhabditidae. The record is from the annotation of a GenBank genome assembly.